AUGUCGUUGUUGGAGUGGGUCGCGACGCACAAGCCGAGCGUGACGGUGGCACACGACCUCAUCGACCCUGUGUCUUCUGUUGCUUCGUACGGCAAAGACGAUCGCUCUAUAGUGGCGAAGAGCGAGUUCCAAUUUGGUGCUGAACUGGUGACUCUCAACGCUGGGUCGUUUCUAAAUGGCAGUUACUGGCUGGAACAGUACGAUGGCGAAGAAAAGCAAAAGUUGCAGGAGAAGACCAACACUCUGCAACUGAGUGGCACAGUGAAAACCACUUUGGCAUUGUUGGCAGAACUUGCUCGAAAGGACACAAGUGAUUUUCAUGGCUACAUCCAGCAACUCCCGACGGCCAUUUCGCUGCCACUCAGCUGGGAUGAAAAUCAGCGUAAAAUGCUCAAAGACACCACAGCGUUCCCGAUUCUGGACGAUAAGCUGGUGCUCAAAUUGUACGAAGACUAUGCCGUGCCGUUCGCCAACGAAUUUCCGGUGAUUUGGCCGACUGAAGUGUCGACACUGAAGAAAUUUCAGUGGGCUUACUCGAUUGUUUCGUCACGUGCGUUCAAGGUUGCAAAUGGGCUGGAACCGACGCUACUUCCGGUUAUUGACAUGGCCAACCACUCAGCGGAGAAUCCGGCUGCGCAUAUUGUGAAAACCGAGUCAGGUAGUUUCCAGCUAGUUGCACUGCGUGAGGUAGAGAAGAAAGAACCUGUGACGAUUUCCUAUGGAGAUCUGUCUAACGCACAGCUUCUGUGUCGCUACGGGUUUGUGCUUCCUACUCUUGUGCCAUCAGAUUCGAUUCACAUUUCCAGUUCGGACCUCACGAAUGCAUUCAAGACAUGCUCGCAGGACAGCGAAGACGAGGAUGAGGACGUAGAAGACGAUGCCUCGUACAUUGGUAAGGGCAAAGGCAAAGGCAAAGCAAAGGCAAAUCCGUUCAAGCGUCGGAAAGUGGCGCAUCCCAAUAACGACGACAGCGCUCUGUUCUUUUCGCUAAACGGCGACGCCGAACAAGAGUUCGGACUUGGCGACGCGCUGCUGAGCUUCGUGAUGGCUUCCAACUUGCCUACUGAGCAGCUUUACGACGUCCUGGCUGUAGUUCUCCAAGACAAGGACAAGCGGUACAGCGAUUUAUUGUCGGAAUCUUCGGAAGACAACGCCAGUGAAGUGCAUGCCAUCCAUCAACUCUGCCAGCACGAACGUCAAGUUUGCCGCCGUAUUUUACUCGGGCUGAUGUCGCUGGAAGAAGGUUCAGACUCGAGCGAUGACGAGGAUUAAGCUACUUAGAACUAUGCGUGCUUUUUACAAAGAUGGACAUUUUUUUACUUAA
Molecule: messenger RNA, 1324 nt
Organism: Phytophthora infestans T30-4
Lineage: Eukaryota; Oomycota; Peronosporomycetes; Peronosporales; Peronosporaceae
Exons: 4
Coding region: 1-1272 (423 amino acids)
Molecular function (GO): protein binding
Source: RefSeq, a predicted model, not a curated record